AUGAUUGACUCCGUCCAGAGCGGCUGCUAUGUGGCGCUCAUCUCGCUCAUGCUGGCGUCCAACUUCGUGAUCAUCCCCGUGCCCGUACAGCUCAUCACGUCGGCUUCGGCCAUCGUGUACAUCGGUUCGACGUUGUCGCUGAAGCUCAAGCAUGCGCGCGAGGCCAGCGGCGAGAAGAAUGAGGAGGUUAUGAAGGCCGAGGACGCCUACAUGUUCCCGUUGUUGGGCUCCGGCGUGUUGCUGGGUCUGUACAUUCUCUUCAAGGUCUUCGACAAGGACCUCGUAAACUUGCUGCUCACCUCGUACUUCGCUCUCAUCGGCGCCUACAGUCUGACGGAGGCCUUUAGUCCUUUGCUGUCCAGACUACUUUUCAAGGGUAGUCCCAAGGUCUACAAGCACAGCAUGAAGAUCCCGUUCUACGGCGUCUACAAGCUCGAGUUGUCCACGGCCUGGACGCUCACCUUUGUGUAUGCUGCUGCCUUCGCCGCCGCCUGGUUCCAGACGAAGCACUACCUGCUCAACAACAUCUUCGGCAUCUCGCUGUCGAUCAAGGGCAUCGAGUCGCUGUCGCUUGGUAGCUUCAAGGUGGGCGCUAUCCUGUUGUGUGGCUUGUUCUUCUACGACAUCUUCUGGGUCUUCGGUACCGACGUUAUGGUCACAGUGGCCACGUCAUUUGAUGCACCGAUCAAGCUCAUUUUCCCUCGUGAGUUCGCUACCGAGACGGAGAAGCAAAAGAACUCGAUCCUCGGUCUGGGAGAUAUUGUUAUCCCUGGCAUCUUUGUGGCGCUGCUGCUCCGUUACGACGCGCACCGUGCCAACGCGACCGACAGCUCGCAGUCGUUCCCCAAGCCGUUCUUCCACGUGAACCUGCUCUUCUACAUCCUUGGACUCGUGGCUACUGUGUCAGUCAUGUUUUUCUUUAACGCUGCACAGCCGGCGCUGCUGUACCUUGUGCCGGCGUGCCUGGGCUCAGCUCUGGUCACGGCACUUGUCCGUGGCGAGUUUAAGGAACUUUUCGAGUACUCGGAAGAGGAAGAGGAGGAAGACAGUGAUAGCCAGGACGACAAGAAGGACGGAGACAAGAAGACCGAAGACGAGAAGGAGGACAAGAAGUCCAAGUAA
Messenger RNA from Phytophthora infestans T30-4, 1122 nucleotides. Its product is annotated as aspartyl protease family A22B, putative. Gene Ontology annotation, biological process: membrane protein proteolysis. Gene Ontology annotation, cellular component: membrane; lumenal side of endoplasmic reticulum membrane; cytoplasmic side of endoplasmic reticulum membrane. Bases 1 to 1122 code for a protein of 373 amino acids. Lineage: Eukaryota; Oomycota; Peronosporomycetes; Peronosporales; Peronosporaceae. The transcript has a single exon. The record is from RefSeq and is a predicted model, not a curated record. Gene Ontology annotation, molecular function: aspartic endopeptidase activity, intramembrane cleaving.